AUGAACCCGGCAUGGAGCGUGCGCGCCGUCUCCGUCCCGGGGCCUGACAGCGAUACAGCGCUUUACGUCAGCUUUGACGAGGCGCGCUUCCUCUUCGGUGCCGGCGAGGGCACGCAGCGCUCCUUUCUCGAGAAGCGCACCAAGCUUGCUGGCGUUGGAGGCGUCUUCCUCCCCGGUGGCGCCAAGGGCCGCAAUGGCUUGCCUGGUGUUAUCAUGACGAUGGCCGACGCUGGCACGAACAAGCUGACCGUCGCUGGUCCCCCGGACAUGCUGCAAUACAUCGCUAACGGCAGUGACGCCUUUGCGCUGAACACGGAGGUUGCAAAGCGAGACCAGGGUCUGCAGAAGGUCGGAGACUUCCCAUCGCUCACAGUCUAUGCUCUUCCCGUUGGUCCGGAGCCGGUGCAGCACGAGAUCAAGGCGCCGACACCGCACCGGCCAGCCGUGCUGCAAGGCGAGCAGCUGCAAGAGUGGGAGGACGCCGUCGUGAAGGACAUGUUCCGGAAGAACCAGGGCAACACGAAGACGCUCGCGCGCCAGUUCGAGGGUCUGCAGCGUCCCGGCGCCUGCGAUUCCUCCUACAUGCUUCCGCUCGCGAAUGAGGCCGACCAGCAGACCGACAUGGUGUACAUCGCCCACGGCCCCGACGUGCGCGGACGCUUCGACGUGAAGAAGUCGCUCGAGCUCGGCGUUCCCAAUGGUCCCGCGCGAGGGAAGCUCACGAAGGGAGAGAGCAUCGAGGUCGACGACCCGAAUGCACCGGGUGGCAAGCGCAUUGUUCGGCCAGAGGACUGUCUCGUUGGUGGCUCUGUCGGCGCGAUUCUCGCCGUCGUUCAGUGCUCCCCGCAAAACAUUGAGCGCCUGACCAGCCACGAGGCACUUCGUCCCUACCUCGGUGAGGGAAGGGAGCACAGUGUGCGCACCGUUGUGCACGAGGUGACUCGGGAAGUCUGGGAGGACCCCCGGUACCAGGCGUGGCUUGCGCAGUUCGGCCCCGAGACGGUACACCUUGUCGCGCAGGCUGACGAGUCGGAGGGACCGAUCCACUACGGCGCGUCGGCCUGGCAGUGUCUGCGUCUCAACAUGAUCGACCCCGCCAUGUUCCCUCUGCCGCACUUUGUCGCAUUCGACCAGCAGCCGCAGUGGGCCAUGCCGCCGAACGCUGUGCGUCUUGUGCCCGGUCUCACGACUGGAAUGUACCCGGCCACGGCACCGGCGAUGGCGGAGCCAGGGCUGAAGGCGCAGCCGCCAUUCCCUUCUGCUCCUUCUGAGAUCGACGCUGCACGCCAGAAGAUUGCGGACGAGUCGCCCGAGUUUGCGGCCGCGUGUGCUGCCGGUCAGGCCAAGAUCGCUGCCGAGGAGAAGACGCGACAAGUCGCCUCUCAGCCCGGCGAUGACAUCGUUGUAACGACGCUGGGUACGGGCAGCGCCAUCCCGGCAAAGUACCGCAAUGUUUCGGCGACCCAUCUCGACGUCCCCGGCAUGGGUGGCAUCCUCCUCGACUGUGGAGAGGGUACGCUUGGCCAGCUGCGGCGCCGCUACGGUCCCGAACUGAAGCAGAUCCUGACGGAUCUGCGCAUGAUUUUCGUCUCGCACAUGCACGCCGACCACCAUCUGGGCCUCACGUCGAUCCUGGCCGAGCGCUUCCGCCUGGGCAUCACGUCGCGGCUAUACCUCCUCGCGCCGCUGCCUAUUGCGACGCAGCUCGCUGAGACGGCGUCCUGGCAAGAGGGCCAGACACGAGAAGCGCUCGACAACGUCCGGUUCCUGAACAUCAACCGGCUGAAGCGCGGCCUGAGCGCAAGCGAGGUUGGGCGGGGGCGUCGCUCUGACUCGGAGGAGCUCAGCGACGGCGUCGUCGAGGGCGAAGCGACCUUCGCGGCCGAUGUGGCCGCUGGGGUCCGGCGCUGGCCCUUCGCCAACUUCCAUCGGUACCACCCCGACCAGAAGGCGCGCUUCUGGUCCACGGUGCGGGACAUGUUUGCCGACCUGCAGCUCUCAGAGCUGCGCACGCCUUUUGUCGCCCACCGCGGCGCUGCGUUCGGACUCUGCCUCUCUCAUCGUGUGGGGUGGAAGCUAGCCUAUUCUGGUGACACGAAGCCGUGCGGCGCCUUCGUGCAGGCUGGUGAGGGCGCUGAUGUUCUCAUCCACGAGGCGACGCUGGAGGACGAGAAGCCCGAGGUCGCUGAGGCCAAGGGGCACAGCACAUUUGGUCAGGCGAUCGACGUAGGACGCAAGAUGCGCGCCCGCCACGUUAUUCUCAACCACUUCUCGCAGCGAUACCCGAAGGUCCCCGACAUUGCGCCGGUGCAGACGGCAGAGGGCGAGCACACUCCCGACGUGGCCAUCAGUUUCGACCUCAUGUCCCUUCGCGCAGGCGACACGUGGAAGAUGCAGCACUACAUGGACGCCGUGGGGCUGAUGUACGCGUCCGAGGAGGCAGAGGAGGCCGGCGGCGCCGAGGACGGUGCCGAUGACACCACCGAUGGCACCACCGAGGCGAACGGCGCCACCGUAAAUGGCAACGGAAAGGCGGGCAAGAAGGGCAAGAAGGCGGCCAAGAUGCAGCAGGACCUGACGCCUGCCGAGAAGGCGAGGGCGAACAAGCAGAAACAGAAGGAGGCGCAGCGCGAACUCCAAGCUAAGAAGCGGGCGGAGCAGGCCGCCACGGCCGCCGCUAAGAAGAGGGGCAGCGACGCUAGCGUCGAUAUGGAGGGGGCGGCCAAGAAGGCGAGGGCGGAACUAGGGAAAGCUAUUGGAAUCAACCACAGAUCAGAGGCGGUUGCCGGGACCGCAGCGAUACCCCGAUACACUUCAUGUCCUCCUCAGCACGAACACUCCGUAGACAUAGAUGGUAGUGGUGUGAUGCUCCUCAAUCGUAGCCCGCUUCAUGUAUUCCCGGCGUACGAUCUCAGAGCGGGUGGUGUGCGGAUCGAUCUCGCUGCUGGGACUGUCACCAAGAGCAAUCCAGCAGAUGAGACGCUGUCUGUGACAGCCAGUCGCAGCCAGUCAGAUGGCGAGGAUAUCGCAGCAGAACUCUAUAUCACCCGCGAUCAGAUCCGGAUGAUAAGCUUUCAAUAG
This is a messenger RNA of Trichosporon asahii var. asahii CBS 2479, 3081 nucleotides long. RefSeq names its product 3' tRNA processing endoribonuclease. Bases 1 to 3081 code for a protein of 1026 amino acids. The record is from RefSeq and is a predicted model, not a curated record. Gene Ontology annotation, molecular function: 3'-tRNA processing endoribonuclease activity. Gene Ontology annotation, cellular component: mitochondrion. Lineage: Eukaryota; Fungi; Basidiomycota; Tremellomycetes; Trichosporonales; Trichosporonaceae. The transcript is spliced from 4 exons. Gene Ontology annotation, biological process: mitochondrial tRNA 3'-end processing.